UUUUCCUUUGUUUCUCUCCUUCCAUUCUUGUUUUGCAUAUGGGAGUUGAGUUCUGAAAUGGGUUUUCGUCUUUGCAAUGGUUUCUGUUUGUAGAUCUUUUGUUUUAUAUGAAUAGGGUUGUAAAGUUUCGAUCUCUUUCUCUGUUUUUUUUAUUAUUAUUGUUUUGGGGUGUAGGGUUGAAUUUGGGAGAUGUUCGUUGGAUGUUUUGAAGCGGGGUUGGAGAAAUAUUGAUGAUUUUUGUGUUUUGACAGGCACUCGUGUGGCUUCGAAUGCUGGAUUUUAGGGUUUUGGGCUUUAAUUAGAUUUGUCAUCCGUUAUCUAUCAUUGCAUAUCGAUGUUAAUUGCAUCUAGAUUGAAUUUGUGUUGGCUUUCUUUUUAUUUGUUUCGAUCAGUUUAUGCAUCCAAGAACUUGAUUUUUUUAAGCUUAAGCAUGAGUUUGAUGAAUCAUUAUGGUUUAAGAGGACAUAGCAAGAUUGAUGAACUCAUUUGUAGGGUUUACCUGAUCAUCUUGCAUUGAAGUUCUGAUCGCUGAUGUUGGGUGGUGUUUGAAGGCUAUUAGGUCUUGUGAAAAAGCAUGAAGAGUAAAUUUAGAGUUAACAGGAGGAAAAGAGAGAUAACUAGGCAAGAACCUGGGAGGUUAAUGGAGUGCCUCAGCUCUGGAGACCAAUCAAGAGCAAUGGAUGGAAUGAGACUUUCAUCUGAGUCUCUUGCAACCAAAGAAAAUCCCGCAGGUGCAUAUUCUUCUAAUAAUGGUGUGCUGGACGUGGAACCAGACACCAGCAAUCUAGAAGAAGCUGAAUUAUCUCUUCGUGGGCGUGGUUCUUUGAACUACGAGGAAGCCAGAGCAUUGUUAGGAAGAAUGGAAUACCAAAAAGGGAACAUAGAAGCUGCUCUUCAUGUAUUCGAAGGAAUAAAUAUUGCUGCUGUAACUCCCAGGAUGAAAGUUACUCUGGCUAAAAGACAAGAACACCACAAGAGACACUCACAAAAUUUUGCUACCCCAUCAAUGUCUAUACAUGCUGCCAGUUUACUAAUGGAAGCAAUCUUCCUUAAAGCAAAAUCAUUGCAGCAUCUUGGGAGGUUCAAAGAAGCUGCUCAAUCUUGCAAAGUUAUUGUGGACAUAGUUGAAUCUUCAUUCUCAGAAGGCAUGCCUGAAAACUUUGCCGCUGACUUUAAAUUGCAGGAGACUCUAAACAAGGCAGUUGAGUUGCUUCCAGAACUAUGGAAACUUGCUGAUUCCCCACGUGAAGCAAUCAUGUCAUACCGGCGGGCUCUCCUCUAUCACUGGAACCUUGAUGUAGAAACUACUGCAAGGAUUCAAAAAGAUUUUGCUAUUUAUCUUCUGUACAGCGGAGGUGAAGCAAGCCCCCCAAACCUCCGCUCUGUGAUGGACAGUUCAUUUGCACCUAAAAACAACAUGGAAGAGGCCAUACUGCUGUUAAUGAUACUGUUAAGAAAAAUGAUUCUGACAAGAAUUGAGUGGGAUCCAUCAAUCUUUGAUCACCUUUCGUUUGCCCUCUCUGUUUCUGGGAGUUUAAAGGCAUUAGCCGGCCAGGUUGAGGAGUUGCUUCCUGGGAUUAUUGAUCGCAGAGAGAGGUAUCAUAUUCUCUCUCUAUGCUAUUAUGGAGCAGGUGAGGAAUUGGUUGCUUUGGAUCUAUUAAGGAAAUUGUUGCAUAGUAAUGAGGAUCCAAAGCGUGUUCCAGCCUUAUUAAUGGCAUCAAAGAUAUGUGGGAAGACCUCUAAACAUGCAGAAGAAGGGAUAAAUUAUGCUCGCAGAGCACUGCAAAGCUUGGAAAAUGACUGCAAUCAAUUGGAAAGUGUAGCAAAUUACUUGCUGGGUGUCUCACUUUCAGCGCAUUCUCAAGUAGCUGUUGCAGAUUCUGAGAGGUUCACAAAGCAAUAUGAGGCUCUUGAGGCCCUGGAAUCUGCUGGAAGAAUGACAAAGAUGCAAGAUUCUAAUAUUCUUUACCAUCUCAGCCUAGAAAAUGCAGAGCAGAGGAAGUUGGAUGUGGCGCUUUACUAUGCAAAGCACUUGUUAAAACUAGAAAGUGGUUCUAGUAUUAAAGGAUGGUUAUUGCUCGCUCGGAUCUUAUCAGCUCAGAGACAGUAUAGGGAUGCUGAAACUGUUAUUAAUGCUGCCCUGGACCAGACUGGGAAAUGGGACCAGGGAGAAUUGUUGAGAACCAAAGCUAGACUUCAAAUUGCUCAGGGUCAGUUAGAGAAUGGCAUCGAGUCAUACAUCCAGCUUCUCGCUGUUCUUCAAAUUCAGAGUAAGAGCUUUGGACCUGGGACAAAGCUGUAUAAGAUUUUUCAGGACAGUGGAAACCCUCCAUGUCAUCUGGAAUUGGAAGUUUGGCAUGAUAUGGCUUCUGUCUACAUAAGGUUGUCCCGGUGGCAUGAUGCUGAGACAUGUCUUUCCAAAUCCAAGGCCAUCAGCUCUUACUCAGCUUCUAGAUGUCACACAACUGGUGUACUUUAUGAGCAAAGGGGGCUCUACAAAGCAGCUCUUAAAGCCUUUGUGAGUGCUUUAGAUAUUGAUUCCACCCAUGUCCCAAGCUUGGUAUCCACAGCUGUGGUUCUUAGACGGCUCAGUAUGCAAUCAAAUGCAACCAGAAGCUUUCUAAUGGCUGCUCUGCGACUUGAUAGAAUGAGCUCAUCUGCGUGGUACAAUCUUGGCCUACUUUACAAAGCUGAGGGUGCUCCCUCCUCGUCCCUAGAAGCUGCUGAAUGUUUUGAGGCUGGAACAUUUCUUGAAGAGACAGCUCCAGUCGAGCCUUUUAGAUGAUGGACACUCAUCACCAAGAGUUGUUGGUACUGUAAACGGCAGUGAUUUUUUCUACUUUCCCCGCAUGUAUUAUUUUGUGUGAGUUUUGCACAUGGCUGGUAGCAGUAUAUACAUAGCAGUAAGAAAUAUUCUUUUUCUCAUAGCCCUGUACUCCAAAACACACUAGAAAUGGAGGCCAUACAUGAAUCAUCCCUCCUCCACCGAUGCUAUUGUUUGGAUGGCUUUAAGCAAGAUCUGGAACUAGUCAAGGAGAAUCUGCAAAAUUACCA
Molecule: messenger RNA, 3054 nt
Organism: Populus euphratica (Euphrates poplar)
Lineage: Eukaryota; Viridiplantae; Streptophyta; Magnoliopsida; Malpighiales; Salicaceae
Gene: NPGR2
Product: no pollen germination related 2
Exons: 5
Coding region: 575-2785 (736 amino acids)
Molecular function (GO): protein binding
Source: RefSeq, a predicted model, not a curated record